AGAGCCUCCCACUUCCAGAUAGAACAGCUGUUUCCAAGGGUGCAGGGUCUCCUCAGCUGUCUGUUUUCACAAGGGCUGCUGCCCCAUCAUCUCCAAGAAUAAACUGUGUGGACAACAGACUGUGUGGAUAUGAAUCAUCAGGGAGCCUGUUGGAGGAGGAGGAGUGACUUCCUAGGACUGCCAAGCAGACUAUAUAAGCUCCAGGGGGCUGAGCUCCACUCGGAUCUCUUCAGAUCUCUUCCCUCUGCUGCUGCCUUCCAGAGAGGUGCCUGUGGAGAGCCAGUUCUUGCUCAGCACUCAACAUGUCCCAGGCUGGCAUUCCAGAAGCCCCCAUUAAGAAGAAACGUCCUCCUGUAAAAGAGGAGGAUCUGAAAGGGGCCCGAGGAAACCUGGCCAAGAACCAGCAGAUCAAGUCCAAGACCUACCAGGUCAUGCAGGAAUGUGAGCAAGCUGGCUCAGCUGCCCCAUCAGUAUUCAGCCGCAACCGCACAGGCACUGAGACGGUUUUUGAGAAGCCCAAAGCCGGACCUGCGAAGAGCGUCUUUGGCUGAGAAGUGCAUGUCACGCCCUGUACCACCCUGAACACCUUGACACAGGAGCCUUUCCCACGGACUCUUUUUUUAAUGCCAGAUCACCCCCUCAUCCCUGCUAUCUCUGAGACUGCCACAUUUCCCUAAAGCCCUAGCCCUCUGUACCAGUGCCUAAGAAACACCAAUAAAGAGGAUGCCUGUGGCCCCAGCA
Molecule: messenger RNA, 741 nt
Organism: Dipodomys ordii (Ord's kangaroo rat)
Lineage: Eukaryota; Metazoa; Chordata; Mammalia; Rodentia; Heteromyidae
Gene: Mustn1
Product: musculoskeletal, embryonic nuclear protein 1
Exons: 3
Coding region: 303-551 (82 amino acids)
Biological process (GO): chondrocyte proliferation; chondrocyte differentiation; tissue regeneration
Cellular component (GO): nucleus
Source: RefSeq, a predicted model, not a curated record